AUGAAGACUCGAAAGAGGACAUCUGAAGCUACGAAAGCAUCAAGAAAAAGACAGCAGCAAAUAACUUUUGUGAAUGAGAAGGUGAAAGCUUUAUCUACUCAGACUGCUUCAUGCUCGAGAACAAUCGGGAACGGCGAUAGCAGGAGCAGAAGGAUUGCAGCAGUGAAGAAAACUCGACUUAAUUUACAAACUUCUGCUGACUCAUCUGACGUUGUAAGAAAGAGCGAAAAGAUUUUGGCAAAGGUCAGGGAAUACAAGCAGCAGAAAAGCUCCUCCAUUUAUUCUCCAAUCAAAACUAGAGGAUUAUAUAAAAGGCAGUCACGAGGAACAGACCGCUGUCGACUAUGUAAAAUAAGUGCUGGGGGUUUCAUGACAUGUUCUGUUUGUGAAAACAAAUAUCACUUGGAAUGUUUGGGAUAUGCACCAGAAUCUAUACGUUUGGUGUCAGAAAAACGGUGCUGCACAUGGCUUUGUCCGACAUGUAUAUACUGCUACAGUUGCAAUGAGUUUAUAUAUGAUCCGGAAAAUGUGCAGUGUUUUGCAUGCGAUACAGCUUUUCAUGGAACAUGUAAACCACCUUCUGGAGCGUGGAUAAAUCCGAAGGAUCCGCUUUCAAGUUGGUUCUGUUCAAAAUGCAAACAUCUUUUGGACAUCGAAAAUAGUGAAUCGUCGAUUAGCUCCUUUUCAUCGAGUAGUUCCCUGCAAGGAAAUGGAUCAACGGGGAAGAAAUUAUAUUCCUGGCAUUUAAAACGUGAUUGCACAUCAGCUUAUCUCUGGAAAGCUAAGUUACAAGCUGAACGAGAUGCUAUAAACGAUCAGUUGAAAGAUUCCUGUCAUCAAUAUUUGGAAGAGAAAGAACAAAAAGAAAGAAAUAAAGUGAAGCGACAAAUUGAAAGGGAGGAUUUUUCAUUGAAGAAAAAGAUUGCUGUAAAAAAUGCGAAGAAAGUAAAACGGAGCGAUUCGGAAAAUGAAUCGGCUAGGAAUAUCAAUAUUGUCGAUGGGAUUAAAAUUUCUGUUCACGCAAAACGAGAUGUUUCUGAGCAGUUAACAGAAGCUGAAAAACAUCGAGUGAUGAAGGACAGUUCAACUGCUUUUGACCAUAAUUUGUACACAACUGCUAAAAGAGAAUUUCUGGCAUUUCAACCAUCGGAAGAUUUAAAUGCUGAUGAAGAAAGACCGCCUCAAACACAAUGGGUCCACUUGGGUUCCGAACGUUUACUAGUAAUGUACCCAUCACCUUACCCAAAACGUAUCGCACAAUCAUCCAGUGUUUAUUUAUGUCGAUUCUGUCUCCUAGCUCUUGAAGAUUCUACAUUGUACGAAAUACAUGCGGCUUGUUGUGAGUGGAAACAUCCGCCGGGGAAUGAAAUUUAUCGGGAUGAUAGACUAUCAUUUUGGGAAAUCGACGGCAUUGAUGAAAUUGCUUACUGCCGAAGGCUGUGUUUGCUUUCCAAGUUGUUUCUUUUUUCAAAAACUCUUCAUCAUGAAGUGGAAACGUUCUUGUUCUAUAUCUUGACGGAAUAUACAGCGGAGGGUUAUGUGCUUUUGGGUUAUUUUUCGAAGGAAAAAAAUCCGAGCAAAAAUAAUAACUUGAGCUGCUUAUUGACUCUUCCAUCAUCACAGCGAACUGGAUAUGGCAAAUUCCUCAUCGAUCUCAGUUACAAACUUUCUUUACGAGAGCGGAAGAUUGGUGGACCUGAGCAUCCACUUUCGGAUAUGGGUUUAAUCACAUAUCGAAAAAUGAGCAACGAAACUGGUAUACAUUCAUCAGAUAUCAUUAGUACAAUGCUUGAAAAUAAAAUGUUGAAAUAUCGUGAUGGAGGUUACUUGAUUAAUAAAAAGAAAGCAUUUGCUACUCCACUGCGUAUGUUUCGUCGUCGAGUUGUGCAUGAUGCCAAACUUAUUUGGGAACCUGAAUUCGAUGUCGAUGAUGAGUUUAAAAAGAUGGGCACAUAUGUUGAUUAG
Molecule: messenger RNA, 1965 nt
Organism: Brugia malayi
Lineage: Eukaryota; Metazoa; Nematoda; Chromadorea; Rhabditida; Onchocercidae
Gene: Bma-mys-4
Exons: 15
Coding region: 1-1965 (654 amino acids)
Biological process (GO): regulation of DNA-templated transcription
Molecular function (GO): histone acetyltransferase activity
Source: RefSeq, a predicted model, not a curated record